AUGAUAAUCCGGUUACAAAUUUAUUCAUCAUAUUUAUUUCUAGUUAUUCAAUAUUUUAGUUUUGUUUCAAGUUUACCAUGUUCCUAUCAGGUAAGCUUAACUUUUUCCAAAAAUUAAUUCAAAAAUUCUAAAUUUUCCAGAGUCCACGAGUUGAAGAUAUACUUCUCGAGGUUCCCGUCGAACACAAUGAAAAUAAUCGUUUUCGAAGAAACGCUCAACCUUUUUCCAAGUUCGCUCCAUUGAGAAUACAUUUGCAUUAUGAUGAAAGUGUGAGAAAAUUAGGGCAAGAAAAGCAGAAUUUUGUGAAUGUAAGAGUUUCCUGAAUUUUUUUCUGAAAUUCAUCUUUAAUAUUUUAGAGUAGCCUUUUGCCAGAUGCAGCUGGUUAUUGGGAGAAGGUAUUGAGAGUUCGACCGAUGUUAACACCUAUUCGAUUGAGAAGGUUUGACCAAAGAUCAACUUUUGAAAAAAACUUUUCUUUAGAAAAUGUGCGUCUUCAUCUUAUUAUUUCAAGCAAGGAAUGAAAAACGUGGCUUGCGACAAAUCGUGUAGAGAAAAAACGACAUGCGGAGAAGCAGUGUUGCCCAGCGAACAUUUGUUGGUAAGUGAACAAGCGUUUCUCAACACCGUCGAUAGCUCAGUUGGUAGAGCGGAGGACUGUAGAGUCAGUGGGUAUCCUUAGGUCGCUGGUUCGAAUCCGGCUCGACGGAAUGUUUUUUAUUUUUUUCUUCUCAAUUUUUAUGAAAUUCUAAAAUUUCAGGAUUGCUUAUCUUGCACAAAUUCUGACGAUUGUAAAUCGGAUGGCGAAAUUGGCGAAGGUGUUCAAGAUUCAGAUUUUGUUCUAUAUGUUACCGCCAUAAAAACCAAACGAUGCGAUGGUCCUGAAACAUUAGCAUAUGCUGCACAUUGUCAACAAGAAGCAGAUUUUGAUAGACCGAUCGCUGGACAUGUUAAUCUGUGCCCAUAUGCAUUAUCAACUCAUCGACACGAUCAAGAAAUUCUUGUGAGCACAGUGAAACACGAAAUUUUACACGCGCUUGGUUUUUCGGUUGGACUUUAUGCGUUUUUCCGAGAUGAGGCUGGAAAUCCGAGGACAAAACGGUUAGUUGAACAAAUUUUCAAAUACCCCCAAUUUUCUGUAGAAAAUUAAAAUCUGGAAUUAAAAAAAUCAAAAAAUUUCGCUCCCGGGUGGGCUCGAACCACCAACCUUUCGGUUAACAGCCGAACGCGCUGCCUAUUGCGCCACGGAAGCACGUUUGUCACCGAGAGAAAAUGACCAGAUCUGGUCGACAUGCUUGGGCAACGAGAGAAAAAAGAGCGAUUGUGUGUGAGAAAAAAAGGAACAAAGUGCAGAAAAAACCAAAACAAGCACUUUUUGAAUGAGAAAAAAAGUGUAUCAAAUCUACAGUAAUCCUAGAAAAUUUUUAGGAAUCGAUAUGGUAAACCAGUUGUUUUGAAUAGAGAAAAAGGAUAUUAUGAUUGGGAUAAAAAUACAAUUGAUACAAUUUUACGAGAAAAUUGGUGGACUGGAGAGGGAAAGGUAACAAAAAUUUAUUUGAAAAUUUUUUUCCAAAAAAAUAUUUGCAGGUAACUCAUCCAAUUCAUAUGAUGGUCACUCCAAAAGUCCGUGAAGAAGCUCGAAAACAUUUCGGCUGUCAGAAUCUCGAAGGAGCUGAAUUGGAAAAUCAAGGAGGCGAUGGCACAAUUCUAACACAUUGGGAAAAACGGGUAUUUGAGAAUGAGGCGAUGACUGGAACACAUACACAGAAUCCAGUUUAUUCGAGAAUCACUUUAGCUUUGCUGGAAGAUUCAGGAUGGUAUAAACCGAAUUAUGAGAUUGCUGAGGAUUUGCAUUGGGGAAAGAAUUUGGGAUGCGAUUUUUCGAUGAAAAGUUGUGGCGAAUGGAUUUAUCAGAAACGAUUGGAAAAUCGAGAUCCGUAUCCGUUUUGUAGUGAUAUUAAACAUGAUGGACAUAAAUCAUUGGCUAUUACACGGUGAGUUGGAAAUUUUGGAACAAGGUGGUGUAUUUCUGGAAUAUUCAUUUUAAGAUUUUGCUCAGAAUUUAAAUUUUGUUGAUUUUGAGAAAAUUUUGUGUAAAAACAACAGAAAAAGAGUUUUCCAUAUAUUUUCAGAAUUUCCACGAUUUUUAUCUCAAAAUUUCAGUCUAAAACAUAUUUUCUACAGUAACCCGGUUGAUCCAAUUUUUCCGAACUUUUUGUACAAUUUUUCUACAGUACCUUUUGAAAUUUUUCUAUACUGAUAACUGUGGAAAUACUAAUUUCCAGAAUUUUCAGCACCAAAUUUGGGUACUGUAGAAAACUGUGCCAAAAAGUUCCGAACCUAGGCUGAAAUUUUGCGCUUUUUUUUAUCAUGGAACUAUCAAUUUUCAGCAUUUCCACGAUUUUCAGCACAAAAUUUCAGUCUAAAAACAUAGUUUCUACAGUAACCCGGUUGAUCCAAUUUUCAGAACUUUUGGCACAAUUUUCCUACAGUAACCCUAGGCUUGUGGGGUAUCAAAAUGUUCCAAAAGUUCCUGAAUCAACCUUCCUAAUCUUCAAUUUCCAGGUGUACAUCUCAACGUGACUCUCUUGCUCUUUGCAAUCUUGUCCCAUUCCAAAAACCGCUACCAAAAGAAUUUCGCAACUUCGAUUCUCUUCCCGGUGUUCAUCCACAAGGCACAAAACAUUAUGGAGGAUCUGUUGAAUUGGCCGAUUUCUGUCCAUAUUCUCAAGAAUUUGAAUGGAAAAUGAAUAAUUCGACAGAACGAAGAGAUUCGAGAUGUGAACUUGAGGGAAAUAACAAAAAAGGGGAGGAUAUUCUAGAAGUUUAUGGUGAAUCUUCGAAAUGUUUCGAUUUUCCACAUCCUUGGAUUGAGAGAAAAUGUGGAAGGAAAAGAGCAUUGACACAUUAUAUGGCUGGAUGUUAUGAAUAUAAUUGUCAAAAUGGUACACUUUAUAUUGGAUUUUUCAAUUCGACUGAAAUGUAUCCUUGUUUCGCGCCAAAUCAGAAAGUUCAUGUCAAAAGAUUAGUUGAUGGAUGGCUAAGAGAAGGAAGUAUUUUAUGUCCAGAAUGUUCAGAUUUUUGUUCAAAUUGUUCGCCUCCAAUUGUAGUUCCAGAUUAUAUUGGUGAUCCAGAUCUCGAUGAACCUUGUUCUUCUAUUCAUCUCAUUUAUUCAUUGACGUUUGUUUUUGCUUUCACUUAUUUAUUUUCAUAUUUUUGAGCUACGGGAAUAUUUUUAAACAGUCUUUGCCAGAUAAUUUAUUCUAGUUUUAUUGUUCGAUUUUUGUUGUGUUCAAUUAAUACCGGUGUCACAAUUCAAUAAAUGUUUCGCAUUUUUUUUGAAGAUCUAGAUCUGAAUAGAAAACUGUACAUUUUUUUGCAACAAAUGAAAUUGGAAAAAAACUGUUCCAGAAAAUGUUUCCUCUAAAAUUUUCAAAAAAAAUUUGAACCUUUCCACGUCAUAACUCUUAUGAAAAAGUCGCUUUUUCAUAAUGCAAAUCUAACUGCUCUCAGUUUUUUAUACAAAUUUUAGAAAAUUUCCCAAAAGCAAUGUUUUGAGACCGUUUUGAGGCCACCGGUUGGAAUACGUUUCACCAAAAAUGCUUUGCUAUUCAUGUGCUGGGAAUAGUUUGAUUCUUUUUUGUUAGGCACUUUAAAAAUUGUCGAUUUUCUGAUAAGACUCUAGGUUGUCUCAAUUUUCAGCUUAUCCUAGACCUAAGUUUUGGGUGGGAAACUUUUUUUGAAUCCAAAAUCAUAUUUUGAAUUUCUCUGGAAGGUUCUGUCCAUUUUUCUCUGCGUCUCUCUCUGCAAAAUGCCUAGAGCAAACUAGACAUUUUCACAUUCAAAUUUUCUGUUUACAACUCUCAAAAUUUUCUAGUUAACAUGAAAAUGAACCCAACUAAUUCUUGAUAAAAAAUGUGUCGAAAGUAAACAACACACCAGUUUUCUUUCUUCCAUAUUUGCUUUUUCCCAAAAAAAGUAUUUGUAGAUCACAUGUUUCAGAACUUGACUCAUUAAAAAUCCAGUAAUUUCUCUUAUGAUCUGCGUAGGUGUUCUGAAUAUUUUGUGCUUUGUUGUCUCUGAGUGAUCGGUCACUUCUUAUCAAUUUUCCGUUUAAGAAUACCUCCUAAGCUCCUCAGAAUUUCUGUCAUUUCAUUUGUAAUGUUUUUUUUCUCGUGGAAUAUUUAUAUUUUCUAGAUAUUUUCUAGAUAUUAUAAUAAUAAAGUGAUUUCCGGAAUUUUCUUUCCAUCUGGUCACUUUCUUUUUCAAAUAACCCCAUUCCAAUAUUUCUUUUUUUUACACCGGAUAUUGGAUUUGUUUUUGUUUUUUUUAUUUAUUUCAGUGAUUGUCUUCUUUCUCUUCUUAUCAUCAUAAAACUCCAGCCUUAUUUUUUUCCUAUAAAAUCAUAAUUUUCAAUGAGUUUUCAAAAAUAUUUUGUUUAUUUUAUUUUUCACUGUUUGUGCAUCUUGUUAUCUUUUUUCGAGAAGGUCAAUUUUCUAUUUAUUUUUGUACAUAUAUUUUCCAAGUUUCUAGAGAAAACCAUUCUAGGCCAUUCACCCCAAAAAUUAACCGGUUAAUUUUUAUUGAUACAUUUUUUAUUCUUCCCAAUCUUAUCAUACACAUUACCUUUUCGCACUCCUCAACUCAUAGUGUCUCUCUAAACUUAUUUAUUUUUUGAUAAGACAUCCGGGCCUCUCCGGAAAUGGCCCCAUUCCUCAACAAAUUUUAAGAAGAAUUUUGCGAAUUUCAGCUGUCGUCGAAACACCACAAAACUAUAGCAUGGCUUCGGAAAGCCCGCCAAAAGUUCCACCAAGAACACAUCCGAUACAUUUGCAAAAUCGAUUGAAACGCAUCGAAAUUCUCACUGAUACCGUAGGUGUUUUAUUUAUCGAUUGUUUUUUUUUUUCAAAAAUUUGAAAUAAAAUUUUCUAGACACCAAUCGAUAAUGAUUCAAUUUCAUGUCGAAGUCGUCGAGCAUCUUCGGUUGGAUUUGUUGAUGUUGGAGAAUUAUUGAACAAAUAUCAAGUAAGUUUGACUUUGCCCUCAAUAUUUUGGCUGCUUAUCAGUUUUCCCACCGGAAACCAUUUAAUGCUUUGCCUUUUGGAACUUUUUUUGAUGAGAGAAAACUAGAAACUAUAAUUAUUUUUGGAACUUUUUUGGGGAGGAAUAAGGGAAAGCUCAUUUUGAACUCAAAUUAUAUUUUGGAAAUUUAAAAAAUGUUUUUUUCGAACUCUCGGAAUAAAUUUUCAGCAAAUUCCAGACUUUGGGUCUAGAAACCCUUUAAAAAAACUGUAGAAAAUUGUGCCAAAAAAUUCCAAACCUUUUUCUAAAUCAUGGAACUAUCAAUUUCUCAGAUAUCUUCAGCACAAAAUUUAAGAAAACAUAUUUUCUACAGUAACCCGGUUGAUCCAAUUUUUCAGAAGUUUUGGAUUUUUUCUCCAUUUUUUUUUAUUUCUCUUGAUUUAACUCUAAAAGGCCCUGUGAUAUUGUUUAGCAACUUCCGACAAAAAAGUUUUAACUUUCAAAUUAUUUCAGGAAACAUAUCCAUCCCAAUCCGAUUCAAACCAACAUCGAUUCCUGCAAUCAUUUCGCAACAUUUUCUCCCAAAAUCAAUCAACACCUUCAUCUUCCUCUUCUCCUUCUCAUCCCGUCGAAAGCCAUAUUAAUCCAAUGUUUUGCUCAUUUAAAAAUUCGGAUUCGAUCUCUCGAAGUUUGACACAUCUUCCAUUUCCACCAAAGAAGCGGAAAAGUCAUUUUCGUCGUGUAUUUUCGUGUUUUUCAAUUUUCAAGUAG
Molecule: messenger RNA, 5790 nt
Organism: Caenorhabditis angaria
Lineage: Eukaryota; Metazoa; Nematoda; Chromadorea; Rhabditida; Rhabditidae
Source: the annotation of a GenBank genome assembly